UAACUAUUUGAGUUGUAGUGAUGAUCCAGCAAGUGAUCGCGCCUCUUUCUCUCUCUAAAACCUUUACCAUCUUCCUGCUUUCUCUCUCUAACCCAUAAACCCUAGCUUCCAUUUCACUCCCACCCACAUCCCAUACACACAAUUACAUAUGCGCACGCAAUCUUUUCACUGAAAACAGAGUCAUCUUCAAUCCAACAUGAAUAACAAUUUCACCGUUGCUUCCGUUACUUUGCUCGCAUCAAACCCUCCAAAUCUUGUAUCUGGGCCUCUGUUGGCGGGUUUCGGGUCCGGUUCUGGGUUCCCGGAGCUCCAGUUUGUUGUUGAGCUUGAUGGGCAACAAUCUUUUAAGUUUGAUCUUCGAACCACUCAGCUUUUCAGGCUAGGUGCAUUCCAAUCACUUUGCGUAUCAGAAGGUUCCGAAACCGUCAAAGAGAGAACUUAUUCAAAGGGAAUCACUAUUCAAUUUAAAGACGAGGAAGAAAGUAGCGCCUUUCAUGGUGCAUUUGAGCAAUGGAAAAGUAAAGCGGUUACUCAAGGAUCAAGUUUACCAAACGGAACGGUUUCUUCUUCUAAAAGCAAGUUCGAUGAUAAAAUAGAAGCAUCUUCUGCUAAAAUGUAUUUCCAUUACUAUGGGCAACUGCUUCAUCAGCAAAAUAUGAUGCAGGAUUAUGUGAGAACAGGUUCCUACUAUGCUGCGGUUAUCGAGAAUAAAGCCGAUUUUGCUGGGCGGGUAGUGGUUGAUGUUGGUGCCGGAAGUGGCAUACUAUCAUUGUUCGCCGCUCAGGCUGGUGCAAAACAUGUUUAUGCUGUUGAAGCGUCUGAAAUGGCCGACUAUGCUCAAAAGCUUAUUGCGGGGAACCCUAGUUUGGGACAAAGAAUUACGGUUAUCAAGGGCAAAAUUGAAGACGUUGAAUUGCCCGAGAAAGCCGAUAUAUUAAUUUCAGAGCCUAUGGGCACCUUGUUAAUUAACGAAAGAAUGCUCGAGUCUUAUGUCAUUGCAAGAGAUCGGUUUCUUGUCCCUAAUGGGAAAAUGUUUCCGACUGUUGGAAGAAUUCACAUGGCACCAUUUAGUGACGAGUAUCUCUAUGUCGAAAUUGCUAACAAGUCCCUAUUUUGGCAGCAACAGAACUAUUACGGUGUUGAUUUGACCGCUUUACAUGGUACCGCAUUUCAAGGAUAUUUUUCACAGCCUGUGGUUGAUGCCUUUGAUCCAAGGUUAUUGGUGGCUCCUUCAAUUUCACAUAUCAUCAAUUUUACCACCGUAAAGGAAGAGGACUUGUAUGAAAUCAACAUACCGUUAAAAUUCACAGCUUCUGUGGGCACAAGAAUACAUGGUUUAGCAUGUUGGUUCGAUGUUUUAUUUAAUGGAAGCACUGUACAAAGGUGGCUAACCACGGCUCCCGGUGCACCCACGACUCACUGGUACCAACUACGUUGUGUGUUGUCCCAACCCAUAUACGUCAUGCAGGGCCAAGAAAUUACCGGUCAUCUUCACAUGAUUGCACACAGUGCUCAGAGUUACACAAUCAACCUAACCAUGUCAGCUAAAAUGUGGGGCCCCGGUGCUAAACAAGGAGGAAUACUACAAACGUCAAGUUGCAAACUCGAUCUUAAAGAACCAUAUUAUCGAAUGUCGCAACCACAAGCGUACCCUGCGGCCCAAGAUCAGCAGCCAGAUCAGGAUUUAAAACAUCCCUCGUUGGCGGAUUUUGUCCAACAAUGUUCGAAUGAUUCGGAUGUCCAAAUUCUUUGAAUGCAUUUGAGAUCCCGAAAUGGUUAAAGCUUCCUGAUUCAUGAUGUAACAUUGUACAUGCACCGUGAAAUGUCAGGUGGGUUAUUUCGAAGACUGCCGUUUUUACUCUUGUGUAUCGUUUUAAUGCCUGUAAAUUGAGUUGACCGAUUUAAUUGUUCGCACUAUGGUCGUUGAAACAGGUGACAUAAUUUAUUUUUAGCUUCAAGAUGAAGUUCGACUUUUGCUUCCGAUGAA
This is a messenger RNA of Helianthus annuus (common sunflower), 1987 nucleotides long. RefSeq names its product probable histone-arginine methyltransferase 1.3. Gene Ontology annotation, biological process: peptidyl-arginine methylation. The transcript is spliced from 13 exons. NCBI's taxonomy places the organism in Eukaryota, Viridiplantae, Streptophyta, Magnoliopsida, Asterales, Asteraceae. Bases 197 to 1753 code for a protein of 518 amino acids. Gene Ontology annotation, molecular function: protein-arginine N-methyltransferase activity. The record is from RefSeq and is a predicted model, not a curated record.